AUGGUCGUGCUAGCAGCAAGUCAGCCUCGACGAACAUACUUGCUUUGGACACGGUUCUCCUACCCGACUGAACAUGGCCCCCAAGAUGCCUAUUCUGUUCCAAGCUGGGCUGCUAACCAGUUCAACUCAGCCUAUUCCAUCAUAGUCGGGCUACUAAUGGUCGAAGUCUGGACUAUCAUAAUUGCUCUAGCGUUGUUCCUCGUCUUUAAAUGGCAGAGGAGACAAAACAAGGGGAGUGUCCUACACCCUGUAGUCCCGAUUUUGUGGAACAACAGAGGAGCCAUCGAUGGAUCAUUCAUAGAGAUCUCCAAAUACAUCAAGAGAGAAAACGCUCGCCCAUGGGUCUUCUUUAUUUUGUUUCUAAUUAUGACAGCGUGGGUAGCGCAGACGGCUGUGGCCAUUAUUAUUCCCCCGAUGAUCAUUCUUAGCAACGCAGCUCCUGUUGAUCCGAAGACUGUGUAUACACCAUAUUCCGAUCCGCUAGACUUCUCCAAGAAAGAGGCAGCAUUUGCUUUGCAGGUUCCAGCGGCUCUUCGGGCGGCCGGUAACAGCGCGUUCCCGUCCGAUAUUCUCGACAAGAGAGUCAUGGUUAACACGGAGAAACUGGGUAGCAGCAGCAAUGGCGAGCAGAUACAGCGCACCAAUUACAGCUACAAUGUAACAGGGGUCGACUUUGGCCUACAAAAGUAUCCCGACCUCAAGCUAUACGUCACUGGUUCAUGCAUUACAGAUUAUGAGCAGCUCAACCACACCAGUUAUGAGACAGUAAACGAAAAAGUCGUCGCUGUUGACACGUAUAAGUUCUCCGAUGGUGGUAUUCAUGGUAAUGUCCGAGUUUCGCUCUUUAAUGGAAGGCCUCCCAUUGCUUUCUUCCUUGCUGGGGUUUUCACAAAGGGGACUCUUGACCAAAGCAAUAUCACAUGGUCCGCGAUUAUUUCCUCUAUCAACAGGACAAGCUUCAGUCCAAGCACUGAUCCUUGGUACCGCACCGAGCGCUUCCAAGACUCUGAUGUAGGUGCAGCAUACAUGGUGGUCCCGGGACGGCCGAUAUUGUCAUGCUGGGAAGACAAUACUUGGUCAUACAAAGGCUUCAACAGCACUGCCAGUGGGCUCAGCAGCGACCAUCUUCCUGGGUUAGAACUUUCUAAGGGUGUGCAAAAAAUAUUCGGUUUCAUAAACGGCUCAAUGGUUGGCGCCAUGGGCCAACAACUUGGAAGCUUUGCGUUACAGUCCGGAUUGAAGUCGCUCGGCUUCUACAGACCAAUCUUUGAUGCUGGCGCUAGCAGCAUCCAUAACGAUCUAAAUCGUCUCGUCCGUAUAGCCUUUGUCGCUACCUGCAGCUUGUUGAGCGAUUCCACGCUGUUUCCUAUCGAUGCCAGUGCAAAGACUGACAAUAUCAUCACGGCUCAAGACGAUCCCAGCGAUUUUGUUGUUUGGAGCUCUGACGUGACCGCGUUGUCGGUAAAACUUCUCAUCGCUUUCCCGAGUAUUCUAGUAGGAUCCUGGCUAUGUGCCAUUUUAUUGCUCUUCUUCACUCCCGUUCGACUGGUAAAGGGUCUUGAUUCCAGCAGCAUGUUUGCAUUCAUACAGAAGCAACACCCAACUUUUGGUCCAACGCCUCAUAAAGACGGCCGAGUAAAUUGGCAAGAACAUACAGGAGACUUCGAUACAGAACAGGCGAUCGAGACAAAACAUGCAGAGAAAAAGGACGGGGGGUCUACUUCCAUCUGUUGCGAAGAGAUAGCAACACCAACAGAAUGA
Trichoderma virens Gv29-8 is the source of this 1761-nucleotide messenger RNA. RefSeq lists its product as uncharacterized. NCBI's taxonomy places the organism in Eukaryota, Fungi, Ascomycota, Sordariomycetes, Hypocreales, Hypocreaceae. The record is from RefSeq and is a predicted model, not a curated record. The transcript has 2 exons. The coding region runs from base 1 to 1761 and encodes 586 amino acids.